UCAGUUGAAUUGAAUAUAUUUAAUUGUAUAUAUCUAUAACCUUAAUUUACAUCAUAUUUACAAACUGUAUGUACUCGCCGCACUGAUCUGAUGGUAGAUCAUGUCAUUGUGUCCCCUCCUGCUCCUCCUCCUCCUCCUCCUCUUCAUCCUGCUCUCCUAUUUGCACAUUUUAGAAACCACUCACACACCCGACAAAGCAGAGACGAGAGACAACAAGGGAGGACAGUUCAGCAAAGGAGAUUCGGCGGAGUUUUAUACACUGACCUAACUCUGAGCUCUUACUACAUCUUCAGUUCAGCUAAACCUCACCUACCUCAAAGCCAUGACUGCGUGCAUCUUCAUACGAGGAGGGAAGAUUUUCUACUUCGAAUAAGCUUCUUCACGUCACAGAUGUUUACAUUUAAUCCACAAGAAACGGAGAGAGAACUGGCAGAUGAUGAGAUUGAAGAGCUGCGUGAGGCUUUUGAAGAGUUUGAUAAGGACAAGGACGGACUGAUCAGCUGUAAAGAUCUGGGCAACCUGAUGAGAACUAUGGGUUACAUGCCUACGGAGAUGGAGCUGAUUGAACUUGGACAGAAUAUCAAUAUGAACCUGGGAGGACAGGUGGAUUUUGAAGACUUUGUGGAACUGAUGGCACCAAAACUCCUGGCUGAAACAGCUGGCAUGAUUGGCAUGAAAGAGCUGAGGGAUGCCUUCAGACAGUUCGACAUGGACGGCGAUGGAGAGAUCACGACAGAAGAGCUAAAGUUAGCUAUGAAUAAGCUGUUGGGGGAAAAUAUGAGUCACAAAGAGAUCGACGCGGUGGUCAGAGAGGUCGAUGACAAUGGUGAUGGAACUGUAGACUUUGAAGAGUUUGUGAAGAUGAUGUCAAGCUGCUGAGAGGUACGGAAGUGAGAAGCGACGACACAAUACCGUUACUGUCCUGUUAAAUUGUUUCUUUCCCACAACAGUUUUCAUCUUCUUCCUCACUACAGUACAUUUUCUCAGCCCUUCCUCGAAUAAUCAUAGACGGGAUUUGUAUAACUUUGUGUAAGGAGUUGAUCAAAAUGUAUAACUCAUCUAAUCUUUUACAGUGAGAAUAAGACCGCUUUAAACUUUUUUAUCGGAUUAUUUAUUUAUUUAUAUGAGUAAUCGCACUUUUACUUCAAACCGAUAUAAAUAAACUUAUAGAAAUUGAUAUAUUAUAUAAUAAAAUAUACAGUUUACAUACAGAGAUGUGACAAAGGGAUAAAAACACUGACGUCUUCAUUCACUUACUCAAAAUCGGGUUUUCUUCUGGGUAUCUGUACGUCACACUGAUUCACGAGCAUCAUGGGGACUGAAUGUACAUUCUCAACCAAAAUAUAUACAAUCUUAUAUAGAGCUAAAUCAUUGUUCCUUAAGAUGGCAGAACACAUGUACAGGUUAAAGGUUACCUUUAAUCCAAGCAAAAAAUUAUCACGUGCAAUAAUCAAUUCGGGAAGCUGGAACGAACUGACUAGAUGAUGUGAAAGUUACAAGGAUGGAAAACAGGUAAAGGUAGACGACUGUAGUUUGGUAUCUGAAAUGCUAAUGAUCCCAAAAUCUUGGGUUCCUGCCAUCUUGAUCCUGAUCCAACAUUUCCACUUGUCUCGAAUCAUCUCAGUCUUUUCCUUAAUUUGUCACUUCUCUGAAUCAAUGCACAUCUACAGUACACACUUUCGACUAUGCAAAAGUCUUAAUGCUGUUUUUUUGUUGCUUUUAAAAUACCAUUUGUGUACAUUAGAUGAGACUCAAAAUGGUAUAUAUCAUAUUCUAUGUUGAUAAUAUACUGUAUCCGGGGCAACAUUUAUUAAUAAAUGAACUGCUUUUAAAUAUU
Tachysurus fulvidraco (yellow catfish) is the source of this 1837-nucleotide messenger RNA. RefSeq names its product calcium binding protein 5a (gene cabp5a). NCBI's taxonomy places the organism in Eukaryota, Metazoa, Chordata, Actinopteri, Siluriformes, Bagridae. Gene Ontology annotation, molecular function: calcium ion binding. The record is from RefSeq and is a predicted model, not a curated record. The coding region runs from base 91 to 879 and encodes 262 amino acids. The transcript is spliced from 8 exons.